Molecule: messenger RNA, 3581 nt
Organism: Podarcis muralis (Common wall lizard)
Lineage: Eukaryota; Metazoa; Chordata; Lepidosauria; Squamata; Lacertidae
Gene: PPM1J
Product: protein phosphatase, Mg2+/Mn2+ dependent 1J
Biological process (GO): protein dephosphorylation
Cellular component (GO): mitochondrion
Molecular function (GO): [pyruvate dehydrogenase (acetyl-transferring)]-phosphatase activity
Source: RefSeq, a predicted model, not a curated record
AGGACACCGAAGGACGGGGCUCUGAAGACGCGCGCGAAAGGGAGGCCCUAGCUAGGCUCGGGGCGCCCCGAGAGGAUGCUGGAAGCUGGUUGGGGAGGGGGAAGGCGUUCGCUCGGAGAUUCCCUGACUUGGCGGCGGAGCUGCAGCCCGAGCCGAGCGGGCGGAGGCGGAGGAGGGGAGCGGAGCCAGGCAGCGCGCCUCCCUCUCCCGCCUCCCCGAGCCCGCGGCUCCUGCAGCCCGGCAGCGGCUCCUGCAGCAUGUUGGGCAGGGUGCGCUCCGCGAUGGCGCAACUCGUCGGGGGCCUGGGGGGCGGAGGAAGCCCCUCGAGCCCGCCGUCCGUCUCGGCCUCCUCCGGUUCGGCGGCGGCGGCGCCUCCGCCCCCUCCGCCGCCCGCUGCCCCCGGGCCCAGCGCCAGCGCCACCGCCGCCAGCACCGGUCCCUGCCGGGAACCGCCCCGAAGCAGCUUCUCCAGACCGGCUUUCCUACAGCUCACGCCCGAGGAGCUUCUGCGGGCGGAUGAUCACACGGGCCGAGCCGUCCAGAGCCCCCGCGAGAGCCGCCGCCGCCUGCCUUGGAGCACCGGCUACGCCGAGGUGAUAAAUGCUGGCAAGAGCCAACACAACGAGGAUCAAGCAUGCUGUGAGGCAGUGUAUGUGGAAAAGAGACGGGCUGUGAGGAAUAACCCAGCCCCCAAGGAAACCUCUGGAGAUCUAGAAGGGGGCACCAAAGGCCUGACUUUUUACUACUGGGGCUUGUUUGAUGGGCAUGCUGGAAGCGGAGCUGCAGUCAUGGCAUCCAAGCUGCUUCACUUCCAAAUCCGUGACCAACUCCGAGACUUGGUGGACAUCUUACAAGACUCAUCCCUUCCUCCAAUCUGCCUGGAAGAUGGUCAGGACAGUUCUAGGAGAACCAACAGGGUUCCUCUGGCUGAGGAAGAUGCUGAGGUCCCAAACAAUGCCCUGCCACGCUUCCAUAUGGAAAAGGCCGUUUCCCAUGAGAGUUUGGUGGUGGGAGCUAUUGAGAAUGCAUUCAAGCAGAUGGACAUUCAGAUCGAGCAGGAACGGGUGGCUCGGCAUGCAUCAGGAGGCUGCUGCGCCCUGGCUGCGGUUUAUCUCCUGGGGAAGUUCUACGUGGCCAAUGCAGGUGACAGUAGGGCCAUUAUCAUCCGUAAUGGGGAAAUCAUUCCAAUGUCCAGGGAGUUUACUCCAGAGACAGAGAGGCAAAGGCUGCAGUUUUUAGGCUUUUUGAGACCUGAGCUGCUGGGGAAUGAGUUCACUCACCUCGAGUUCCCUCGAAGAAUCCAGCAUAAGGAAGUGGGGAAAAAGAUGCUGUACAGGGACCAAAACAUGAAUGGCUGGGCAUAUAAAAGGAUAGAAGAAGAUGACCUGAAGUUUCCACUUGUUUACGGAGAGGGUAAAAAGGCUCGAAUGAUGGCAACUAUUGGGGUGACGCGGGGUUUGGGUGAUCAUGAUCUCAAGGUGUACAGCUCCAACAUCCACAUCAAACCUUUCCUGUCCUGCACCCCAGAGGUUCGCGUUUAUGACCUCACACAGUAUGAGCACUGCCCUGACGAUGUGCUGGUGCUGGGCACAGAUGGCCUCUGGGAUGUCACCAAUGACCGAGAGGUUGCCAAUGUGGUAUUUGAUGUCCUAAUGGGCUAUGAGCCCAAUGACCCUUGCAGGUACACAAUGGUGGCCCAGGAGUUGGUGGUGAGGUCCAGAGGGGUUCUGAAGGAACGUGGCUGGAGGCUGGCCAAUGACAAGCUGGGCUCUGGAGAUGAUAUCUCUGUCUUUGUUAUUCCCCUUGGUGGUCCAGGAAACUACACCUGAACCUCAGGUCCCAGGGACACAGGGGUCAUGAUUCUAGACUUUACAAAGGAGAAGAAAAGCCGAGGGAAAGAACCACCAUCUUGCAGCAGAACUGGAGGCUGUAGAUUCUCCCUACACCUGGAACAUUCAUAAUGAUGGAGUCUUCCGAAGAGGAUUGGGGGUGGGGGAAUGUAUGACUGCACCUUGGGUCCUUGUCCCACUCUGUCUCAGCUUGCUGGGUUCCAGCUAGGGACACAAAGACGUAGCCCUGGUCCACACUUCUGUUAACGGCAAGAAGGUCAAGGCAGAGCCGUUCCUCUCAGGAUUUACACCCAUCGGCCCUGGAGACCUGUAGGAAAUCUUGCAUUCCAAGGGCUGCAUUAAAUUUGGGCUUUUGGUCACAUGGAAAUGUCCUCUAAAUUGGGCAGCAGCACUGGAGUCUCCCCGCAGCGUUUAGCCAUUUUGUGUGUUCUUAUUCCGUCUGUCCCGUGGUUGCAAAGGGGCAGCUGAAUUUUGCUUUGCAGAUGCCAAGGACACCUCACCGUCACGACAGUUAUACCUAAUUGCCUAGAACAUCCCUUCCCUUCUUGCUAAAGGGAGCACCAAGCAAGUACGGCUAAUUGGUUUGUUAUCAUUCCCCUGGCUUGCCAUAAGGCGGCCCCUGAAGCUUUCACUCCAAACCACUUGUUGCAUAGUACAGGGGGAUGCAUCCAUAGGGGUUUCUUACACUAAUUAUGGAUAUUGCUGUAACUCGGCCAAGUUGGUUGCUUCUUCAUGAAUGCAUCUCCAAAUGGCAAUGAAGGAAAGGUGCGAAAAUAUUCCUGCUGUAGAAAAUGUCCCUGGGGAAAAUCAGCUGUGCUUCACUUUCACCAGAUGGGGGUGCACUUAGAAGAACAGACAGAAAAAAAUGACUGUGAUGAGACAUCUCUAGUUGGUUUAAACAACUGACCCUUAAAUAUCAAGAUACAGAAAUCUAUUGCAGCAUAGGGAGGUACCCCAUCCCAGACUUACUCUACCUCUGAAGCCUGAAGCAUUGAGUUCUUUGUUCAAUGAAUAAGAAGCCUUCAAAAUUUGUGAUGGGGAAGAAAUGGAUUCAUUUUUUCCCAUGGAACUGUCAUUUUCCACUAGCUGUGCUGUGCAAAAGCAAGACCAUCCCUGGCCAGGGGAACUUGUACCUUAAAUUUGCCCUUGUACUCUAUCUAGCUGUGAGUUAACUGAGUUUUAAGAAUAAAAUAAUUUCAGGCUUCACGAAAAUACCUGCCACCUCUUAAGCGCAGACAAUAUACAGUGGGACUUAUUUCUGAGUAGACACGUGCAGGAUCAUUCUGUUGGGCUGCAGCCCUAUGCACAAUUACUUAGAAGUAAGCCCCUUGGAACUCAGCGGGACUUCUGAGUAAAUGUGCUGUUAUACAGUUUCUAUUAUGUAAAGGCAGAUCCUGGAAGGUUGGAUCUCUUAGUAGAGUGUGGCAUUAGUACCUCAGAAAAGAUUAAAGAACCAACUGAAAAACUGCAACUAUUAAGUUGCCAUCAUUAAGUAAAAGCUGGCUAAGGUUCUUUCUUGCUGGAAAGCAUUUUGGUAUUGCCUGAUUGUCGUGCCGUCACUUUCUGGUGAUUGUGAUGUGUACCAGUGAGAGAUGAGUCAAGUGAACGCUUCUCUUGGGAACCAGAGGGGAGGGGUGGGUUUUUAAUUCAAGAAGAAAAAGAAGAAAGUUGUAUCCAGAUCAACACUGUAUGCUAAAGAAUCAUAGGGUUGGAAGGGACCAUGAGGAUCAU